Brugia pahangi is the source of this 9690-nucleotide messenger RNA. The record is from the annotation of a GenBank genome assembly. NCBI's taxonomy places the organism in Eukaryota, Metazoa, Nematoda, Chromadorea, Rhabditida, Onchocercidae.
AUGGUUUUUGAGAGUGUUGUAGCCGAAGUUCUAAACCGUAUGUUGGGUAAUUUUGUUAACAAUCUCGAUGCGUCACAGUUAAAUAUUGGCAUAUGGGGCGGCGACGUUAAGUUAACUAAUUUGAAAGUGAAAGAAACAGCAUUGGAUGAUUUCGAUCUGCCAAUAAAAUUAAAAUUCGGCUGCCUUACAAGGCUUGUUUUGAAAAUCCCUUGGAGUGAUCUAUAUCAUCAGCCAGUUAUUGCUGACAUUGAAGGUUUGAAUCUAAUUAUCGUGCCGAACAAAGGCGUCGUAUACAGUGAAGAAAAAGCAAAAAAGUACGAAAAAGGGGAAAAGGAUAAGGCACUUGCUAGGCUUGAAGAAAACAGGAAGCGAAGAAGGAAACCGCCAGAUCCGUCUUCCGAUACAUUCGCAGAAAAAUUCAUUGCUACAGUAAUCAAGAACUUACAAGUGACAGUUCGUAAUAUACACAUUCGCUAUGAAGAUAAGUACUCACAUCGUAGUCGUCCAUUUGCAGUUGGCGCUACUCUAGAAGGAAUCGAUUUUAAGACUACCGAUGAAAACUGGAAUGAAACUAUACAUAAGGAGGUUGUGAAAGUUGUUUACAAAUUGGUAUCAUUAAAAAAUCUUGCAAUUUAUUGGAAUUCUGAUUCGGAAUUAGUGUCUGACUUAGCCGAUAAUGCUGCAAUUUUGCAAGCAAUGAAUGAUGCUAUCGUGAUUAACAACAGAAAGCCAUCUGGAUACAAGUACAUGCUGGAACCAAUUAACAUGCAAGCCAAGCUUGCAUUAAAUCAGAAACCUGAAACAGAUAAUUCUAAUUGGAAAAUACCGAAAAUCAAGCUUAUUUUGGACGUGGAUACAUUGGCUGUUGCAGUUGGCAAAUUCCAAUAUCAAGAUCUAUUAUUACUACUGGAAGCACAAGAAAGAUUCAGAACUGCUGCUCAGUAUUUGAAAUAUCGACCACAUUUGAAUGACUAUAAGGGUCAUUACAGAAAAUGGUGGCAUUUCGCUUACAAUGCAAUUGUUGAGGAAUUUGUUAGGAGGCGGAGGAAUAAUUGGAACUGGGAGAGGAUGAAAAAGCAUCGGGAAUCAGUGAGAGCUUAUAAAGAUGCUUGGCUUAAGAAACAAACUGAGAAGAACCUUAGCAACAAAGACCGAAAUAUUAUUGAGGAAACUGAAGAGCAUCUUGAUAUGUUCAAUUUGAACAUCGCUCGGCAGCAAGCUGAUAUGGAAAUCGAUAGGCGUGGUUUGACGAGAUUAGAAGAUCAACCACAGGGAUGGGUAAAUUGGGCUAAAAGCUGGUGGACUGGUGGCGGUGGUGUGAAGGAGAAAGGGGAAAGUGUAGCUCUAUCAUCAGGUGAUAUUAUGACAAAGUUUGAGCAGGUCUUAACUAUAGAAGAGAAGGCUAAAUUGUUUGAUGCUAUUGAUUAUCAGGAGAAUAUCCCUCCAACUGAUUACCCGAAACACUUCGUGGAGAAUGUUGUCAUCGCGAAUUUGAGUCUGCUUAUGGUUGUAAUCGAAGGUGCUUUGACAUUGAAAUUUUCUAUAAUUACUACCAGAAUAGAACAUCGAGCAUCAGCUCAAGCUAUCAACUUUAAAAGUGGUGUAAAAAAUGUAGCAAUGGAUGGUUGUGGACAACAAAUUUUGUUCGUACAAGAUGAUUCCACUGAUUGGUUGACAAUACUUGUCGAAACUAAUCCUUUGGAUCGUGAUAAAGCUGGAUAUGAUCAGUAUAUCAAAGUUGCUUUAGCACCAACGGUUAUGAAAUACCAUGCUCCGGCUAUUAACACUGCUAUCGAAGCAUUAAGACCUCCUGAAAGUGUGCGAUUAAAUCAAUUAACGGCAGCAGCAAUGGCUCGUUAUGAAGAUGUUAAAGCACGUUCUCUCACUGGGUUGGCUCACGUUGUAGACACUAGAGCGAAACUAGUGCUUGACAUACGAAUUGCGCCUAUGACAGUUAUCAUUUCAGAAAAUGGAAUAUUCAAUGAAAAUAAACCAAAUUUGAUUGCAGAUCUUGGCUUACUUACAAUAACUACAAUGGAAGAUGAUUUAUUUAUACAAACACCGUUGCUUGCUGAUCAAGAAGCAGAGUGUCGGGCGAAGUUGUUUAGUCGUGCAUACGAUAAAUUUUCUGUGAAACUGACCAAUGUGCAGCUGAUAUUCUCAGACAGCUAUCAGAGUGGUAUGGAUGCGAAAUCGGAACAUAAAUCGAGUUCCCAUUUAUUGCAACCGACUGGAUUGAAUGUCGCUUUUCAUAAGUCAUCCAUCGAUGAUUUACAACUACCGAAGAUAAGGGUAAUGGGUGAAUUACCUGAUAUUAUCAUAACAAUCUCAGAUAAACGUUUACUGGAGCUUGUGAAAUUGAUAUUAAGCAUUCCCACUCCUGCUCCCGAGAAAGAAAUCAGUGCUUUUCGUCCAGCUGAGUUUGAGAAGGCAAGGAUCAGAGAUCUAGCAAUGAUGCAUGCAAUUAUGGAGGCCAGUGAAAUCUCUGAAGAUGAACAUCUAAAAGUAAAGAAGAAUGACAUAGAGAAACAGGAAGAGAAAAAAAUUGACAUGCAACAAAUCCAACUGGAAGUCAAUCUUACACUGAAACAGGUCCAAAUUGUCAUUGGCACUCCCGAUGCAGUAUUUUUGUCCAUUCAGAUUAAAUCUUUGGGUUGUGGUUUGCAGAUGCGUACAUUUGACAUGGUUGCAAUGGCUUAUUUAGGUGAUUUAACAAUUGAACAGCCGCAAUAUAAAAGUUUGAUUCCCGAGCGUAAUACGUUAUUUGUUAUUGAUAACACUUAUAACAAUGAUCAAAAUUUGCUUCAGUUCAAGUAUGUACAGGCAAACAAGGAAAGUCCAUUUUUCGCAACCGAUUAUAAUUCUAUGGAACAGGCAAUCAAUAUUUCUUUCAAAACAAUGAUUAUAUCACUUCACCAGGAUGCCAUGAUUAGUCUAAAAAAAUAUUUUGAAACACUUCAAGAAAAGAUUGCUGAAUUGCAAAAUCGAGACAAACCGGCACAAGAUCAUGAUGAAGCUGACGCCGGAGUAACUAUCAGUGAUGUUCCAUUACUUCACGAGAAGAAAAUGCUAGUUGCGCGGUCUUCAAGUCAGCAAAGCUUGGCCAGAUUUUCUGCUUCUGAAUCAUUAGGAUUAAGUCAUGCAAGGCGUGAACGAGAGUUGGCACAGACACGAAAUGAUUUUGUCGUAAAAUUGCAUAUAAAUGCUGUUUUUGAUUCUUUGUCGGUCUAUGUCGGUUCAACAAAAUGCUUAGAUACGGCCCUAAGCAUCACUGUUGUGAGAGUCGCUAUAACAAUGCGUAUGAGAACAAUGGAGAUGGAAGGUGGAGUCAAAACAGUAACAAUGGAAGACCGAACUGGAACAACAAUUCACAAACAUUUACUCACACUUUGUGAAGAAGACAGAGAGAUGUUAUCAUUUGCUUUUAAACAGUACAAUCGUACUGAUGCUGAGAAGAAGCAUAUGCAGCCUUCUGAUCUCGAUUUUUUCAUUAAAGGCAGUUUUGCCCGUAUUCGUUUCGUGCUUCUCUUCCUUUGGCUUGAGAGAAUGAAGCGUUUUGCUGUUCCAUUUCAAGCUGAAGCAGCACAAGUUGCAGCGCAAGCGCAAUCAUAUGCAUCUGAAAAGGCAUCACAGGCUGCACAAAAGAUUAAACAUCUUAUGGAAGAAUCACCUUUGAGGAUUGGUUUGGAUAUUGAACUUGAGGCACCGACAAUUUUGGUACCAAAGAGCUCUAUGUCGUUGAACGCCCUCUUCAUUGAUUUCGGCAGGCUUACUGCUGUUAAUUCAGUCUCAGCAGCGCAACACGAGCAGAGUGCAAUUAUUGAUUCGAUGCAAGUCAACUUAACUGACUUCUGCUUUGGCAUCUCACUUAUUUCGGAAAAAGAUGCAGAAGUGUUAUCCACAUGUCAGAUUUUAAAGCCAAUCACAUUUUCACUAUUAAUUUAUCGGAAUUUGUCUUUUGAAUGGUACAAAACAGCUCCACAAAUGCUUGUUGACGCUCACUUACCCAUUAUUGAGAUAGGCAUGACAGAGGAAGAUUAUGCGACAAUGCUGAAGACACUUAGUGGCAACUUGGCAGAGGGAAGCGAAUUAUCAUCGGCGUCAUCAUUAUCUGGGAAUUCUUCAAUUCGACGAAAAACUUUUGAGAGGAGAAGUCAGGAGUCUAACGAAAAAGCUGCAUCAGAAAGUAAUGGGAGACCAUUGAGUGAUUCCAAAGCUAAAUCUCUUGUUUUCUGUUUCAAACUGGACGAAAUUUCUGCACUCUUAUAUCGUGGUUCCUCAGAUUUGGAGAACUCAAAAGGUGAAAUCGCUCGAAAGACUACUGCUGGUUUUGCAUCAAUGAGAUUAAAAAAAAUUAAAUUAAGUGGCUCGAGAGCGGAGAAUGGUGAACUGGAUAUCGUUGUUAGUCUGGAAGUAUUUGUUAUGGAGGAUGAAAGAAGCGAAAAAACCAAAAUACGACGAUUAUUAGAUAAAAAGCCUGAUAGAAGUGGAAAAAUCCACAAUGAAUUUGUUGCUGCUCGUUACCAGACUAGUGCAGCAGGAGAUAAAAUUAUUGCCUUCUCAUCAUCGGCUUUCUUCCUACGACUUUGUCCAGAAUUUCUAGGAGCACUGAUGAAUUUUUUUACGGUGAAAAAAACACAGGAGGAGUUAGUAAGAGAGGUUGAAAAAGUGAAUGUUCCAAAUAUUGCGCAAAAUAAGGAAAAAGUGGAAACAGUUCCACCAAGAGGCAGAGUGACAAUGAACUGUACAAUGCAUGAAGCAGAAAUUAUUCUGAUAGAUGAUGCUGUCAGUCCUGAGAAUUCCCAAGCGCUAAUUUUGUCGUUUAACGUCGAUCUCAAGGCAAAGCCGGAUGGUGAGAAGCAGGUUAUGAUUGGUGGCAUUAAAAAUUUGCAGAUUAUAAGCACUUAUUAUUUGGAGUCGAAAUGUGACCAAACUCCUUAUCAGGUAUUAAAGCGCACUGAUAUCGACGUUCACUUAACAACGGAACAAAAAACAUUGUCUGAAAAUUUUGUAGUACAUAUUGGACAAUUAUAUCUAAAAGUAUCUCCUGCAAUAAUCCGUUUGCUAAGUGCUGUUUCUUCGGCUUUUUUAUCAGCAGCAAAUGUUAAGGAAGAUUCGCUUACUGCGCGGAAGACAGUGCUUAAAAAGUACCCAAAUUAUUGGGAAAAACGUAGAAUCGAUAGGAACAAGCAUUGGUGGUUCAACGUAGUGGAGGAACAACAAGAAGAUUUUGAGUACGCAGUGGAUAUUGCCGCUUCUAUCAGUCAUGAACAACAGGGAACUAUUAUAAUGGAUUCGCUUAUCAUCACUUUGGAAGCCGGUAUGGGUAAUAGAACGGUACCAGUAGUACUUUUGGAAAGUUCGACAGUGAUCGCUUUAUCACAUUGGAGUACAUUGUUGGCUAUUGAUGCUGACGUGCAAUUCCAAAUUUCAUAUUACAAUGAAACAUUUUGCGUGUGGGAGCCAAUAGUCGAACCGGUAGAAGUAGGCGAUAAUGUCUGGAGGAGCUGGGCUUUAAAAGCUCAGUUGCGAACUCAUAAUGAAGAUGAGCUGUCAGUAAAUGGUGCACCAUCAUUACCACAUAAAACAAUUAGUGUGAAAGCAUCAGAAUUGCUUAACAUAACAAUAACAAAAUCGCUGAUUUUGUUAUCUUAUCAUCUCAUGGAUUCUUUUGAGAAAGCUGCGAAACUGAUUUCACCGCCUGUAGGACGAACUUUCCCAGGCAAUAGUAAAUAUUUGGUGUUCAACAAUGCUGGCAUUUCGAUCAAAAUUGGUAACACUGAAACAAUGAUUAUCAAUGUUGAUGGGCUACCGGUUGACGCAAUGCCAGGCACUUUCGUCGACUUAAGUGUACCUGUUGAUCCUAAUGAAAAGAUAGGCCUCACACAGAGUCAAAGUACAAAAAAAGCAGAGCUAUGCCUCAUUUUUGAUGAAAUGGAUACAGAAAGACAUGUAAAUAUAAUGAGAUCUGAAUCGAGAACUUUUGAACUCCCAAUGAAAAGUAAUGAUGGAAAGCAAUGGAAGGUGGUUGUAGAAAUAAAAAUGGAAAAUAUGCGACGACUUAUUUACCUCCAUUCUACAGUGCAAUUUGUGAAUCAUCUCGAUAUACCUUUUGAAAUUCAUUCAAUGCGUGAUGGAAGACUUGAUUUCUGUGGUAUCGCAGAAACGGAUAGUGAACCACUUGAUAUUGCUCUUCCAUUAUUGUAUACAGCCACUGGAGAAUUUUUUAUCAAACCUCAAGACGAUGCUUAUGAGAUGAGCAAUGAAUCAGUUUGCUGGAAUAAGUUUGAAGACAAGGCGCGAUACAUAGUACGGUGCGAUCUGUCAGAAGACAUGAAACAGGGCUUGUUUGUAGCUCUUAUUGUUGAAGAAAUACCAUUGAAAGCAGAAAGAAGCAGAGAUUUAGACGAUAUAAGUUAUAUAGUGCACAUCUUUUCACCUCUCACCCUACAUAAUUUCUUACCUAUUCCUCUACGACUCACUUCUCCGAUACAGAAAGAGUUGUUUGGUGGUGAAGAAGUUUCAUUAAACGUCAUACCUGGACAGAACCUCAAUUUUGAAGUGGAUUAUCGUGGAGAUCUUUAUGUAACAGAGAUGCUUUUUCCUGUGGAGCACCAGGAUUUAAUGGUCAUUACUCUUACAUCCGGUGAAAAGUUUCUGAAUCUUGGUGUUCACUGGACAGUCGCUCAUCGUAAACUUGAUGCUGAAGUAUACGCACCCUAUUGGUUCAUUAAUAACACUGGAAGAACUGUGAAAUUUACGGAAAGCAGUGAAGGUAUAAUUGAAAAAACUACUAAAUGCGUACCAUGUCAGAAGAGUGGAAUGGAAGGACAGUAUUCUGAUGCGAUAAUGCAGGAAGCGUUCAGCGAGCCGGCUUUGCUUCCUCUGGAUGCCAAGGAUUUCUUAUCCAAAAAAAAGGCAAGGUUAUCACUGUUCGGGAACUACUGGACAAAUGAAUUUCCACUCGAUGCGGUUGGAAAUGCGGGACGUAUUAGUUGUAAGGAUGAAAGCAGUAGUGAGCAAAGUAUUUCGUUGCAAAUAAGUAUGUGUCAGUCGGGUUUGACAAGGGUAAUCACAUUCUUACCUUUCUAUUUGCUUCACAAUCAUAGCCGGUUUCCUUUUGAAAUAAGAGAAUUUGGAACGCAGAACUGGAUUUUGGUUACGUCUCAAGCAUGUAUCGGUUUUUGGCCAUCUCAAAAAGAAAGUCGGAAGUAUGUUGUUGUGAGGUAUGGUGGUACAGUCGAGGAGUCAAUACUAUUUCCGAUCACUGAAAGCUUUGAAGGAUUCUGUAAGAUCGACAAUGAUUAUCUUGGUGUAUAUGUAACUAUAACAGUCUGCGAAUCGUCUUCCAUUAUCAAACUUGAAUCAUUUGAACCGGGUAUGGCUCCCGCUAUCAUAAUGAAUGCUACGAAAAAAUCGGUGGACUUUGGUCAGAAAGGAACUCAGUCAAAGAAGACACUCGGUCCGUGGGAAAGCUGUGCAUUUACAUGGACAGAUGUGAUUCAUGAUCGUGAACUGGAAUGGAAAAGUGGUGAUGCAAGCCAUUCGGAUGAUUUAAUCCGGAAUACAUUUGAAGAUUACCGACCAUCUAAUUCAGAUUGUACUCGUUAUUACUGGGUGUCAUUUUUGAAUGGACGCCAACGUGUAUAUCUGUUCACGGAUGAUCUGGCAGUAAUGACUACUGCACACGAAGCUUAUGAAAUUGAACUUCCUACUUUUUCUGUUGAAAUAUCUCUGCAAGGUAUUGGCAUUUCCAUAGUGGACAAUUUUAAAACUGAAGAAAUCGCAUAUUUGUGCAUUGCAUCAUCAGCUAUUAUUUGGGAGCAAUUCGUUAAAACUCGAUACAAACCAUUCACAAUUAAACAGAUGGAAAUAAUCGAGCACGCUUAUCAGACAUGGCUUCCAGGCCGUUCAGAAGAAACAGUAAUGGUGGACAAGUUGGAAUUUGAUUUCAUGCAUAUGAAAUUAAAAAAACAAAAAGAUUGGGCUGACAUCCGGCGACAGUUCCAAAUUGGACUUUGGAUGCAGUAUAGGCAAACUCCGCAUCAAUUACAGUUUCAUAUGAAGCUUAAUCAUCUACAAAUCGAUAAUCAGUUACCAGCAUGUAUAUUUCCUUGCAUACUCUCAAUCGUACCACCACCAAGAUCUGUCGUUCAAGAAAAUGCUCCAAAAUCUUUCUGCGAAUUGAGCUACAUACGACGAGAAUCAGAACACAGUAGGAUUGCUCAAAUAAAAUAUCUUCAUCUUUUGGUGCAGGAGUUCGCAGUGCAAGUUGAUCAAGGAUUUAUGAACGCAAUGCUGGAAUUGAUAUCUUCUCAAGUUGAUAGUAAACCAUAUACGAAGGAAGCUUUUGUAAGAGAUUUUGAAAUGACGAAAAAUCAGUUGGAAGUUAUUGCUGGAAUGACAACAGCUUCUCAACAGGCAGCAUAUUAUGAAAAUUUGCAUAUCUCGCCACUCAUGAUACAUUUGUCAUUUUCACAAGGUGGUAAUUCUGGUUGUAAGCAACUGAAGAGUAAAGCUUUGAAAUCAAAAGAAGCCGUUCAACUUCCAGUCCAGUCUGAAUUUAUCAAUGUCUUCUUGAAGAGCGUUGGUGUGACAGUAACGGAGAUUCAAGAUGUUGUUUUCAAACUGGCGUUUUUUGAGCGGAAAUAUGCUUUCUAUACAGCCUCUCAAUUGAAAGGUGAAAUAACAGGGCAUUAUAUGUCGCAAAUCAUUAAGCAGCUUUAUGUGCUUGUUCUGGGUCUCGAUAUUCUGGGAAAUCCGUUUGGACUUGUUCGCGAUCUUUCAUCUGGAGUGCAAGAUUUCUUUUAUCAACCGUUCCAGGGAGCUGUUAAAGGACCAGAAGAGUUUGCUGAAGGAGUCGCUUUGGGUGUUAAAGGUCUUGUUGGUGCAACAGUUGGCGGUGGAGCUGGAGCAUUCUCAAGAAUUGCUGGUACUCUAGGAAAAGGUGUAGCGGCAUUAACUCUUGAUGAAGAAUACCAGCGCAAGCGGCAGCUCAUGAUGAACCGCCGUCCAAGGACAUUCGGUGAGGGUGUAGCUCGCGGUGCUAAAGGUGUUGGACAAGGUUUAUAUGAUGGUAUCGCUGGUGUUGUUUUCAAACCACUUGCAGGCGCUCGAAGUGGAGGAGCUGGUGGUUUUGCGAAAGGACUUAGUCUCGGCUUAGUUGGUAUAGUUACGCGCCCUCUAUCUGGAGCUGUUGAUUUUGCUAGUAGUACUUUAGAUGCUGUGAGAUCUGCGACGGUUGGAACUGAUGAAACGAAGCCAUUGCGUCCAUCACGGGUCAUAUUUUCGGACAACAUCGUAAGACCAUACAGCCAGAAGAUGGCUAUCGGAGCUCAAAUAUUUCGUGAAGCUGAUAAUGGUUCCGUGGCCGACACCGAUUACUUCUUGGCACAUGCAGCAAUUUCUGAGAAGAGCCUAUUUAUUAUCACAGAUAGGCGUGCAAUGAAUGUAAGAAAAAGUGAUAUAGUUGGUUCCUGGAAUAUUGAAUGGCAAAUUUUAUACACAGAAAUGAAUAGACCUACACUUUCGGGUAAAACGAUCCUAAUUGAUUUACGAAAGAAGCAGAAAGGUUUCCUCAAAUUAAGCACGUUAGGUGGAAGAGUGGUCGAAUUAAUAGAGCAAGCGUCUGCAUCGGAAAUAUACAACAAAUUACUGGAAGCUUAUGAAAUUGAAAUUGGUGCUAAUUAA